Messenger RNA from Oncorhynchus gorbuscha (pink salmon), 10684 nucleotides. Its product is annotated as xin actin-binding repeat-containing protein 2-like. Bases 188 to 10465 code for a protein of 3425 amino acids. Gene Ontology annotation, cellular component: stress fiber; focal adhesion. The record is from RefSeq and is a predicted model, not a curated record. Lineage: Eukaryota; Metazoa; Chordata; Actinopteri; Salmoniformes; Salmonidae. Gene Ontology annotation, molecular function: actin filament binding. The transcript is spliced from 8 exons. Gene Ontology annotation, biological process: actin filament organization; actin cytoskeleton organization.
GCCACAGGGUCAGAACAGAGCAGAGAAAGGCAUCUACCCCAUCUACUCCUCUUUCUCUCAUUCUCUCACUCACAAUACUCACAAAUCUCUCUUCCUUUCUCCCCCUUUUACCUCCCAGUCAUACAAUAGACUUCCCCUGUACGCUCCUGUCCAGAAGAAAGAACAGGGGGAUACGGUUUCCACAACAAUGGAAAUUCAAUCAGGAAAUGGAGAGGAGUUGGAGGUGGUGAGUGGCGAGUCAUUAGUGACCCCGGGGUCCGUUUCCUCCUCGCCGUAUCUCCCUGUCCCUCAGGCAGACGGCACGGACCACCAAGUACUCCGGGAGGACCUCCAGGCUGCCAAGACCAUUGAGAGGUUUGACAUCCCUCUGAGUAACUUGAAGAGGAUGUUUGAGAAGCCCCCAGGAGCAGCCAACACUGAAGUGAGAGCCGUACAGUCCAGCCCAUCCAGAAGAGCCCCAGCCAGUAGCUACCAGCUUGACCAGAAGAGGGACCCAUCACCUGGUGAGAAGAUGGCCUCAGCUCAUGACCCCAGCCUCUCUGCGGGUGGAACCAGGUCAGGACGUCCUGAGGAAAGGGAAGGGGUGACGAGUCAGAGGAAAGGAGACGGAGGAACGCCCACCAGCGAGGAGCCGGAGUCCGUGUCACUAAAGGAACGCAUGGCCAUGUAUCAGGCUGCCGUGUCCAAGAAGGAGGCAAGCAGCUCAUCCGCCACGGUUAUGGAGGAGUCGGAAGCCUGUUCUCUGCCAGGGGGUCUGGCCAGCGUGAAGAAACAGUUUGAGAGCCAGGAGUACGCCUCAUCCUCCCAGUCCCAGACCAGCGUUACCCAGACCCAUGUAGAAAAGAGAUCCGUGCAGGUGUCCAGCUCACAGGAGGUGACAGUGAGGAGCAGUGUCAGAGAGGUCUGUCCCACCACUCAGCAAGUGGCCUACUUCCAUGGCCAGGAGGUGACUCAUGAUCAAAGAGGUCAACAAAGCAACGUGGCCUCCAGUUAUGAAAACCAUUAUGAUGAAACAGUUAGGGUCAUAGGAGGAGAGGACUUACCAAAAGUCUCCACUCAGGCUUUGAAGCAGCAGUAUGAGAAGACGAUCGAACAGGCCACGCCGGGCAAGCAAAUUAAGAUUGAUCUGGAUUACAACCAGUUUCAAUGGGCACCGGUAAACCAGUCCUCCUCAGCAGCAGCUAGCUAUGAAAGUUCCUCCACUGUUAAACAGUCAUCCAGAGCUUCAGCAGCAAAGAGCUAUGAAACCUCAUCCACUAUGAGGACAGGGGCUGUCUCCUCAUCUACCGCUGCCUCAGCCUCAUCCACUAUGAGGACAGGGGCUGUCUCCUCAUCUACCGCUGCCUCAGCCUCAUCCACUAUGAGGACAGGGGCUGUCUCCUCAUCUACCGUUGGCUCAGCCUCAUCCACUAUGAGGACAGGGGCUGUCUCCUCAUCUACCGAUGCCUCAACCUCAUCCACCAUGAGAACAGGGGCUGUCUCUUCCUCUACCGCUGCCUCAGCCUCAUCCAUGGAUUAUGAGACCAUGGAGCACUUCCCUCCUCCACCCGCUGAACUAAUGCCCCAGGAGGCCCCCGAGUGCUGUGACUCUGUCCCGCCUCAGGAGCAGCCUGGCCAAGAGAGAUACAUAUUCAACAAGGAGCAGUACUCCAAGCAGAGGAACCUCAAUGAGCUGAAGCGCCUGUACAAGCACAUGCACCCAGAGGUUCGGAGGACCAUGGAGAAGGAUUACUUCACCGACGUCACGGAGAUCGAGCAGUCACAGCUGGAUAGUGAAGAUGAGAUGACCGGGGAAGUCCAGCAGGCUUGCUAUGUGUUUGAGAACAGUGGUGGUGAUGAAUGUAUGAGCCCUGAGGGAGAUUACCUGGAGUGGGACGAGAUCCUUAAAGGGGAGGUGCAGUCCAUGCGCUGGAUGUUUGAGAACAAGCCGCUGGAUACCAUUAAAGAUGACAGCCCAGAUGAGGAUGAUGAAGUGAAGAACAUUGCUGAGCAGGAAAUCAUUGCAGGAAGUGAUGUCAAAUACACAGCCUGGAUGUUUGAGACCCAGCCCAUGGAUGCGCUGCGUGCAGACACCCCAGACUCCACCGUACAGACAGGGAAAUUGACCGAGCUGGCGAGAGGAGACGUACGAACAGCCACAUAUCUUUUUGAGACCCAGCCACUGGAUUGUCUGAAUAAAAUCUACCAGGAGGAUGAGCAAGCCUUGGAGGUUGUCUUCACUAAAGAUAUUACAGGAGGGGACGUGAAAACAGCCAGGUAUCUGUUUGAAACGCAACACUUGGAUUCCCUCAGCCACACAGAGACCAUUGAGGAGAGCCACUUCUUGAACCUGAAGUCAGAGCUUGAGGAGAUCAAAGGGGAAGUGAAGACAACCACACGGAUGUUUGAGACCCAGCCCAUGUGUGUCAUCAGGGGCAACUCUGGAAAUAUACUGGAGAUCACCGCCAUCCGCAGGGAGGAGAUGGAGAAAGGAGACGUGAAGACCUCCCGCUGGCUCUUUGAGACCCAGCCUCUGGACAUGAUCAACAAAGACCCUGCCAAGGUGAAGCUGAUCUGUGGAGUCUCCAUGGAGGACAACUCGCAGGGAGACGUGAACCGGGGGAGGUGGCUGUUCGAGACAAAGACACUGGACUCCAUUAAAGACGAGGAAUGGCAAAGCAUCAGGCAAAAGGAGGAGAUUAUUGGAGCAGAUGUGCGGAAGCACUGCCUGGUUUUCGAGACACAGCAGAUGGAUACUCUGAAAGACAGUGCCAAUGCCAGACAUUUACUCUCAGAGGCGAUUGUAGGAGGUGAUGUGCGAUCAGCAAAACAUCUGUUUGAGACAGUGCCAAUGGAGAACCUGAAGGAUCUGGCUGAAGUAGGGAAACUUCAGAAGAUGGUUGCGUCCGAGGAGGAGAAGGGUGAUGUUAGACAUCAGAAGUGGGUUUUUGAAAGUCAACCACUUGAAAACAUAAGGGAUGAGAAGAAGGAAAUGACACGCUCUAUAAACCUUGAAGAAAUUGAUAAGGGCGACGUCACAAAUCACAAGGAAAGAUUUGAAACCUUGGAUUUAAGCAGAUGUGAGGGGGCACAGAGAAUUCAAGUUGAAGGUGUUACCAGUGGGUCUGUGAAAUCAAACAAAGUUCUUUUUGAAUCCACCCCGAUGUAUGCCAUGCAAGACAGCGAGGGACACUACCACGAGGUGAAAACCGUGCGACGUGAGGAGAUAGUAAAAGGAGAUGUUCGCAGCUGCAGGUGGAUGUUUGAAACACGUCCUAUCGAUAGAUUUGAUGAAAGUAGCAAUAAAUUCCAGAUUAUAAAAGGUAUAUCAAAGGAGGAGAUUGAAUCGGGCGAUGUCAAGACAGCCAAGUGGUUAUUUGAAACUCAACCCCUCGAUGGUAUUAAACAUUUCAGCAACACUGAAGAAGAUGAAACUAAGACAAAGGAGAGUGUUGAAAUUGAGAAGGGUGACGUGAAAACCUGCAGGUGGCUGUUCGAGACUCAACCAAUGGAUAAUCUGUAUGAGAAAGCAGAUAAGGUGAGGAAUGAGACUGAGGUUGAGGAGGUCAACAAAGGGGACGUCAAAACAUGCACAUGGCUCUUUGAGACUCAGAACCUCGAUAACAUCUGUGACCAUUCCGAGUCCGAAUCGGAGACCGUUCUCAAAACCUGCACUGUCAAACAAGAGGACGUCCAAGGCAAAGAUGUGCAUCACGCUCGCUUCCUCUUUGAGACAGAGAACCUGGAGAACCUCACAGGGGAGGAGAGUGGUGCCUUCAGGAGGGUGACUAAGAUUGAUGUCCAGUCUGGAGAUGUGUCUAGGAUGAAGUUUCUCUUUCAGAAUCGGUCUUCCGACAUCAUGACCUCAACCUCAUCUGAAACGAUGCAUAAGCUGAAGACCCUGACGGCGGAGGAAAUUCAGAAAGGAAAUGUGGUGAACAACACCUGGCUUUUUGAAAACCAACCUAUAGACACUAUCCGCGAGGAUACGGAGGAAGCCAAGGAUACUCGCACCGUAACCGAUGUGCAGGGAGGAAACGUUGGUCAAGGACGCUUCGUUUUUGAGACUUACUCUCUCGAUAAAAUCCAGGAGGAGUCCACCGAGACUGAAAUUUCAAAACUCCAGAGCAUCAUCAGGGACGAUAUAGAGAAAGGGGAUGUGAAAAGCUACACCAUGAUGUUUGAAAAUCAGCCACUGUAUGCAAUCUGUGACAAAGAGGGCCACUACCAUGAAGUAACCACUAUGACAAAGGAAGAAAUCAUGAGAGGAGACGUGGUGGGGGCCCGGUGGUUAUUUGAGACAAAACCUCUGGAUUCAAUAAGGGACACAGACGACGUCUAUGUCAUCAAAUCUGUCACUGAGGAGGACGUCCAGAAAGGUGAUGUCAGCACGGCCAGGUGGAGGUUCGAAACACAACCUCUUGAUGAAAUCGCUGAGGACAUGAAAGUGUUGACUAAAACAGUUGACGAUAUCCAGGGUGGUGAUGUGAAGACAAACAAACACCUUUUUGAGACAGAUCAACUGUCCCAGAAGUAUGUUAGAACUGUUAGCGUGAGUGAGAUCCAAAAAGGGGAGGUCAGGACUGCCUCGUGGAUGUUUGAAACACACAGCAUCGAUAAGAUCCGUGGCGAGGGCUCAGAAUAUGAUGAAAUGGAGACCGUGACAAAAGAAGAAGUGAUGAAAGGAGAUGUCAAACAGUCUGUGUGGCUCUUUGAAAAACAGCCGCUUGACAGCAUUAAAGAGUCUGACGGAACAGAGACUGUUGUCACCCGGGAGGAGAUCCCACAAGCAGAUGUAAAGACAACAACAUGGCUUUUUGAAACCACUCCUUUAACCAAAUUUAAUGAGAACAGUGUAGAAAGAACUGAAAUAAUGGGGAAGAGCAUCAAAGAGACCCUUGAAGAGCUGUAUUGUCAGAAAAUGGUUGACUCACAAGGGAUUCUCAUUGAGACGGAUGAGAUCGGAGAUGUCAGAAUGGCAAAAUACAAACUCAUGAACCAAGAUGCUCCGGAAAUCCAGAGGGAGGAGGUGAUCAGAGGGGAUCUGAACAACAUCAUGAUGAACCUCCUAAACAGACGAGAAAUGACAGAGAAGGGGAUAGUCAUAGACCAGGACGAGAGAGGCAACAUCAACACAACAGUAAAACAGCUAUUCAACCAAGAAAAGGGAUUCGAUGUUGAGAAGGAGGAAAUCCUCAGAGGCGACAUUCAAGAGGCCAUCAACAACCUACUGAAGGAGGAGGGCUCCUCAAAACGUGGAAUUCUGAUUCAAGAAGAUGAAAAGGGAGAUGUGCGAAUGACUAUAUACUCCCUCCUCAAUAAGGAAGACGGUGGUGGCAUUGAGAAGGAGGAUAUCAUCAAAGGCAAUGUCAGUAGGACCCUUCACAGUCUCUUGUCCAACCCAGGGUCAGAGGAAUCUAAAAGGAUAAGGGUGGAAGACACGGAGAGGGGUAACGUUAGCUUUUACUCCACCUGUAUUGAAUCUGGGGCACUGGAUUACCUCAAACAACUCCAGUUUGAACCUAAUGAGGAACAAGAACAGGCGCAGAAGGAACGUAUCAUUGGCGGCGACGUUAUGGAAACCAAAAUGACACUAAGGAAGAAUCAACAGCAGAUUGAACGCACAGUAGCUGAGGACGAUAUUGUCCCUGGUGAUGUCAACAACACUGUGAAGGUGUUCAUGAUGGAACCUGCUCUCUUGAUGGACAACCUGCAGAAAGAGGAAAUUGUCAAGGGAGAUCUGAGGGCGGCCCUGGACUCACUGACCAAAACUAUUAGCAAGAGAGUCGUGAUAGAGAAAGAGGAAGUGGUGAAAGGGGACCUGCACACCACUCUGAGGUCUUUGGAGGAGGCUCAAAACCAAGCCAAGGAAAUGGAAAAGCCAGAAAUUGUCCGAGGUGAUAUCCGAGGAGCCCUCCAAUCAUUAGAGAAGUCUGCGACCACCAAGACUGAGGUAACUGUUGAGGAUUUAGUGCCCGGCGAUAUCAAAGGCACCUUGAAAUCACUAGAAGAGGCUAAGCAGGCAGUGAAAGAGAUGGAAAAGGAGGAGAUUGUAAAGGGAGACAUUCAUAUUGCGCUGAAGGGUUUGCAUGAGGCCUCGAGUGAGAAAAAGCUUUACCAGCACCAAGUGAGUGAACAGGGGGACGUGAGAGGCACAAUACAGCUGUUACUAGAACCAUCCACAUCCCCACGAAUGCAACGCAGGGGAAGCACUGAGGGAGAUGUGAAGACCUCCAUAAAAUGCCUCUACGAAGGGCAGGGGCAGGACCAGGAUGAGGAGCAAUCGCAGAUGGAGAAGGAGGAGGUGAUAAAGGGAGAUGUUAAAGGAGCGAUAAAGAAUCUGAUGCAGAGAAAAGAAUAUUCCAAUCGGAAAGUACGAAAGUAUCCUCCCAGGAAAGCUCCCAGAGCUCAUGUGAAAAAUCCAUUACCCACACAGCAAGUGAUGGACCAUGAAUACUCAGAUGUGGCUAAGAAUGAGAACGUCACAGUCAAUCUAGCCCCUGCUGUGAAAAACCUGUCUCAGAGUCAGAGCAGUAAAUCACAGGACACCACACAAAAGCACACUGGGACGUACACCGAGAACAAAUCAGUGAAGAGCAGCAGGACCCUCACCCAAGAGGAACACUCUAUGACAACAAAGGUACAAACAGUCAAUAUUUUGGAGGCAUCACAGCAGGAACAUGUAAAAGAACAGACUGAAGUUAAAGAACAGACACGUGUUGAACAGUGUGUGAAACUGAAAAUGCAACCCCCUCCUAAGAACAUGAUCAUAAAGAAGAAAAACCAGACCAAUCAGACGACUGAUAAUACAUCAAUGAAUCAGAUGACAGAGAUUAAAGCAGCCAAUCAGAUGACUGUGAAUCAAUCAUCCAAUCAGAUGACUGUGAAAAAAGCAGCCAAUCAGAUGACUGAGAAUAAAGCAGCCAAUCAGAAGAUUGUGAAUAAAUCAGCCAAUCACAUGACUGAGAAUAAAGCAGUCAAUCAGAUGAUUGUGAAUAAAUCAGCCAAUCACAUGACUGAAAAUAAAGCAUCCAAUCAGAUGAGUGUGAAUAAAUCAGCCAAUCAUAUGACUGAAAAUAAAGCAUCCAAUCAGAUGAGUGUGAAUAAAUCAGCCGAUCAUAUGACUGAGAAUAGAGCAGCCAAUCAGAUGAUUGUGAAUACAUCAGCCAAUCAUAUGACUGAGAAUAAAGCAGUCUCAGACAUAAGUGUGAUGAAAGAAACACAGAGAGAAACACAAGUCUCAGACAUGAACGUGACCACACAGGUCAAAACAGUCAAUAUGUCUGAGUCCUCACAGCAGACACAUGUUAAAAAACAGGCUGUGAAACAGAGAAUACCACCACCCCCUAAACCCAUCUUCAUAAACAAGAAAAGCAUGACCAAUCAGAUGACUGACAAUACAUCAGCGAAUCAGAUGAAGGAGAUUAAAGCAGCCAAUCAGAUAACUGAGAAUGAAGCAGCCUCAGACAUAAAUGUGAUGAAAGAAAGACAAAGCACAUCUCAAACUAAUAUUGUUUCAAAGCAAACACAGGAAACAAAAACAAUGAAACAGUUGCAAACAACAGUGACAGAGCAUAAGACUGUCACACAAAAACACAACGUCAAAAAUCUGAAUACAAAUUUCCGGAACCUGGACAUGAAAGGAAAAGGUAUGCUAAAGAAAGGGGCGCCUGAGAUUCAUUUCCCACCUCCUCCCACGUCCCCGCCUCCACCCUCUGAGUCUGAGAUGUCUCUUCCUCCCCCGCCCUCACCAGUGGCAGGCUGCCCAAUGUCCCUGUCAAGCCGUAGCCCAAUGUUUCCCACAUCCCGUCCCCUGAUUAUGAGACAGGACAGUGACCUUCCGCCUCCACCUCCUCCACCCCCAGUAGAAUGCGGGGAGCCCGACCUUUUCUCUUCUCCCCCACCCCCACCAUCCGUGGCAGGGCAAGACUUUCUUCCUCCACCGCCCUCACAGCAAGAGCUGAACUCAAUGCCACACCAAGUGUCUACACCACCACCUGGAAAGCCAUUUAAAGCUAGGCCUUUAUUCAAAAUCCCAAAACCUGAGCCACCCAAGCAACCAAUACUGGUCAAACCAAAAUGGCAGAAAAAGCCAGCAGCACCACCACCAACUCCUCCACCUCCUCAACCAAUGACGGUUCAAACAGAACAUAAAGAGGAAGGAGUAGUCCAGGAAGUCAAAAGUGAAAUCAGUUGUCAACAGGAAGAAAAUACAAAUACUACCAACACACAGGUUCAAUCUGAUUCGACAGUGUCCAUGACUAAAAUCCCUUCACCAAUCCCAGUGGCAAAACCACCACAGGAAGUGUUGCCACGACCACCUAAAAAGGUAUUCAUCCCUCCAAUCAAAAUACCCCCACCUGCAGAACUUGCACCAGUGGCAAAACCUAAACCAUAUGCCCGUAAAUUCAAAACCCCACUGAUGCUGGCAGAGGAAAGGUAUCGUGUGCAAAGAGAGGAGGCUGAGAGAAACAAGUCACAAGACACAACUCCCGCCACUUCACGAGUCACAUCUCCCACCUCUCCUCCAACUAACAUGAUGCAGAUGAUGGGCUCAACCAAUGUUGCAAAUGAACAACACUCACUUGCACUCAAAACAGACCAGUCAAAAGUGACCUCAGAGGUAACACAUGAACAGGCUGAGGAAACUCAGUCUAAAAGCAAAGUACGCACAGCAUCACAAGAGCCGCCCAUGAAGAAAGCUCUAUCACAUAUCCCCCUGAGCAAACCGUUGAUCUCCAUGGUAAAUAAGAAAUCAACCUCUGAAUCUGGAAAUAUUUCCGCAGAUAAGAAACACAUCACUGAUCAGUCCUCGAUGGCCUCUUCUGGGAAAGAACUCGCCUCAUCUGUUGCCACCAGAAAACAUCAGUCUGUUUCCUUGGGCAAGCAUCAGUCUAUUUCAGUCCCUGCUGCUCACCCUCACCAUGAGUCCAACAUUAAAGUCCAAUCUGGCUCUAAUGUGAUUUCGUCCUCAGUAGCUGAGAAGCAGAGUGGUAUGAAUGCUAGCUCACGGUCUAUCAUCUCCACUCAGAGUAUUGUCCAGGAAAAUGCACAUCUUCAAACCCAAUACGCCGUCACAUCCGAAGCAGAGGAUGCAAAGAAUACUAACGCCUUACUCACACAGGAAGUAAAAAAGAUUCCAUCUCAGCCCACCAAAAUCAAAAUUCCAAAAGUGACACCAAAUUUCAAGGUGAGAACAGUGAAGUUGCCAACAGAGAAGAAGGAGGAGAAAAGCGAGGUGGUGGAAAAAGAUCAACGAGCAGUGAAAAAUGAAUUACAUGUACAUCAAACGGGUAUGGAGACUAUUUCUAAGAGUGAGACCAGAGUAGUUCAGGAGAGCACCCAGAUGGCCACCAGUAGCUCAGCAAAAAAUGACGUAAAGGUGGAGAUGAAUGUGACACAGGAGAAAGCUGAGGAGGUUGAGAAAACUGCAGUUGCCAAGGAAACAAAGCUGGAAAGUCAAAUGAAGACAAAGGCAAAGCAGAAAGCCAUUAAAGUCCCUUUGCCCAAAGAGCCAAAACUAGUUCCCAUGCCAGUAGCUCAAGCUCCAGGGCACUGCCACAUAUCUGUCUCCCAUAGUCAACAAAGCAUGCAGGAACAGCACAUUCAGAAGCACGAGCAAGUGAUUGUUAAUGCGAGAGUAGUUCAACAGAGCUUCCAGAAGCAGGAACAGCAGGUUCGCACACAGAAGCAGCAGGUCAAGUCUUUCCAACAACAAGGAGAAGUAAGCAAAAUGCAGCAGCAUCAGGAGAGGUCGAAGGCAGAGUCAACGGAUGUCUCCGUGAACAUUGCAGGGAAGGCAGCAGCACAGACAGAAGCAGCUCAAUCAAUGGCGGAAAGCUCAGCUCAAUCAGUGGAGGAGAGCACAGAUUCGGAGAAAUGUGUAAUGGUACAGAAGCUGCUAUUUAACAUUAAGCAGCUUCAUCCAGGGAAAAUGGAUUCAAACUCAGUGAGGACAAUACUUAGUGGGGUCCCUGACUGGUUGAUGAGGGCGGAGGAAACGCGUGAUUUAACACAGGUUGCUGUUCAGCAGAAUAAGAAGAAACUCACAGAGAUCAUUUUCCGUGUGAGAAACCUAGCACAAGCAAAACUUGUAUUCUUAGAAGGACACAUGGCAGCCACGGCAAAACAGGAAAGUGAACCGGCACCUGCAUCAUCACCUGCACAACCACCUGCACCACAACCUGCACCACCACCUGCAUCAUCACCUGCACCACCACCUGCACCACAACCUGCACCACCACCUGCAUCAUCACCUGCACCACCACCUGCACCAGCACUGGAAAAGAAAAGAUUUGGAGGAGCAACAGACAAAAUAUCUAAAAUAAGCAUUGGCUCGUCAAGAGUCAAAACCCAUAAGAAAGUGGUUGAGGAGAGGAAGAUCUCUCAUGAGAGCAUAAAGCCAGAGCUGACUGAAGUAAAAGUCCUGAUCCCAGAGUUCCCUCUCCCAUGCUUGCAACGCGAACACCUUCACCUACCUUCAUAAGCAUUGAAUCAGUGAGGAGAACAAACUCACCCCUCACAGUGACACCCUCACCUCCUCUGUCAUACAGGUCUGGUGCCACCCCAACCCCACCACCUCCCCCUCCCCGCACCCCUACCUCUCGGUUCUGUAGGGCCACACCCUCUCCCACCUUCAGCCGCUCAGAAAAGCUAGCCAAGUUGAAGGACACCACUGUGAAGCUCUCUAGGGGCAUGACACCUC